Conger conger (European conger) is the source of this 6714-nucleotide messenger RNA. RefSeq names its product IQ motif and Sec7 domain ArfGEF 2b (gene iqsec2b). Lineage: Eukaryota; Metazoa; Chordata; Actinopteri; Anguilliformes; Congridae. Gene Ontology annotation, biological process: regulation of ARF protein signal transduction; actin cytoskeleton organization. The record is from RefSeq and is a predicted model, not a curated record. Gene Ontology annotation, molecular function: guanyl-nucleotide exchange factor activity; protein binding.
ACUGCGAAGAGGCGGCAGGUGCGACGGCAGGAAUCGUCAUCCUCUCAGGACCUGGAUAACUUUGAAUCCGAGUUCAUCCUUCAGCAGACCGAAUCGAAUCGUGCUCCGAUUUGACUGCGAUUUUAUUUUUCUCACGGCUAAUUGUAGUUGAUUUGAGACGGGAAAAGAAAUAACGCAAGACAAGAGCAGGAAGAACUGCAAUGUGUUGGAUGAGUAGCCCACACGAAAGCCGCCUUUGAGAGCGGGCUGAGAACAUCGGAGAAACAGUGAAAGCAAUUUGUGGACUCCCCAUAUCACUGACGAAGUUAAGUGGACAAGAGUCCCUGGCUAACGCUUUUGACUGCAUACGGGGUGAAGGUAGGCGACGUAUUCCUCUCGUCUUUUUUCUUUUUUUUGCUUCUGCAGCAAGAACAAGUGCGCGAGACCUUUAUACGCGGAACUGAAAACACGAGAUUGCAUAUAGGUUAUUUAAAUAUUACCCUACAUAUGAGCUUUUUUGAUUAUUUGUGAGUGAUUUAUGAUAUUGGCCCGCCCUUCGUCAACAUGUGAAAUGAAAAAGUUUGUGUUCUAUUUUUUGUUUUGAGACGCGGGAGGCGAAGACGAAUUUAACGCAAUUUCAGAAGCAGUGCGCUUCGGGAGACGGGAGUCGGACCCUCGCAACUUACCGACGCAACUUGACGUGUCUAAGUUACCGAGAGGACGAGGCAUACGCAGGACGCGGGACAUGCAUUUUUCUUGAAAACAAGCAAAAUAUACGCGCAGAGAGGCAAGUAUGUGGUUGGUAAAGACUACUGGAAAGCGCAUGACAGACAGAUAAGGUUUGAACGAAUGAAUCAGUGAAUUAGCGGUGUAGAUGGUGAGGGGGACGAACAGAGAAGGAAGAUUUACUGGAGAGCGUUGCGGGCUAACGGAUGCGGUGUUGAGGGAAGGAGAAAAACAGCAGUGUUAGGGGUGUACUGCCUCGGAAACAGAUAUGAAAUGAAAUAGACUUUUUCCUUAAUACUGACGGCUGCAGAAAAUAAUAUUUAUGGGGUGAAGAGGGGACAAGUCUUCGGCGCACAAGCGGGCCAAGUUCCGUUUGUUAAAACCCACAUCUACCCAACCCCUCUAGAUAUGUAGAAUAACAAUCUGCUAAUCAUUGAGAAUUCAUCUUUUUCAUCCCAUCCUACCUCUGAUGUGCGGGAACAGAUGUUCUGUGUGGGACGGGUUGAUGGAGACCGUCUUUGGACACGUUUCUCUUGCAGCGGGACUUGUUUGCCUCCUGGCAAACUCAGGAAACGAACCAUUUUAGCCAAUCGAGAAGACUGAAACUGUUCUCCAAAAACAAUAUAGUCUGUUGGUCGAUAAAUGCAGAGACAUUUGGCGGAUAAUGUAAUUUACCUGUUCUCUUCAUCAUCUUUCAUGUCCUUUUAUCUUGUACAAAACAUUGCAAGCAUGACAAAACUGAACUUACUGUAGUCUGUCUGCACCCCUCUGACCUCUCCACCAAUCAGAGCCCCCCCUAUCUGAGCCUGUUUUUCUGGAGGGCAGAUUGUUAGGGUGGAUGAGCAAUGUUUAUGGAAGCUGCCUCUGGAAAGCAAAGGAGAACAUCAUGGAGGGGGAAUGUCUCUCUUUCACCCCUUUUAGAAUCCUGUGGCUGGAUGGAUAUUUUGUUCACCAACUGAACCACAAAAACAAAAUGUCCAAAAUCACCUGCCCUCCAUCCUUCCCAACCCUGAAUUUAUCUCCCAUGAGCUUGUCACUCUCUCACAAAUGAAGAUGGAGAGCUAGUAAACAGUGGUCAUUUUGGUUGAAACUAUGACUCCUCAAACUUCAGAAUGACAUUCUUGGGGACCUCAUUGCUGUGGAUGUAGAAGAGCACUCAGCCCCUUGUCUCCUUCCUGGUCUCUUGGUCAGUAGAAGUCUGUAGAUUGUAACCAAGGGAAUAUCACUUACUCUGCGAAUACCAUAACUUGGAUCUGAGUCACAACAAACCUCCCAAAACAGACUUCCAAGGGUAGGGGUGUGAAAUUAGAGUUUUGUCAUCCUUCAGAACCUGUCCAAAAAUUCUUCUCCCCCCCACUUAUUAGUGGGGGGGAGGAGGGACUAAUAACUGUGGAUCGAGUUCUGAAUUUCUACAAAGGCUCAAAUUGGUGCCUGGGGGCCCCGGCCAUGGAAGCUGGUCAGGGGAGCCCUGAGAGCCCCAGCCGGGCUCUAGAGUACCUCCUGGAGCUCAACAACAUCAUCGAGAGCCAGCAGAAGCUUCUAGAGUCCCAGCGUCGCCGCAUCGAGGAGCUGGAGAUCCAGCUGGACCGGGUGAGCCAGGAGAACAAGGACCUGCGCCUGGACCGUCACUCCCGCGUGCCCGAGCCGGCCGGCAACGCCCCCCACCCCGCCGGCCCCGCCCAGACCGCCAACCCUCCCGGCCCCGCCCAGGCCCCCAACCCGCACAAGACCAGCACGGGGUCGGGCCCCGCCCCCCCGCCGCCGGCCCUGGGGCGCGAGCGCCGCCCCCAUGCCCGGCUGACCCGCGGCCUCUCCUGCGGCUCCGCCGGCGCCGAGCGGGAGCGUCUGGACCGGGCCGACAGCCCCGGGUCCGCGUCCGCCACCUGCCCGUCCAGCGCCCGCCACCGACAUGUGGAAGGUGAGUCCCAGAACUCAGAAGCCGGGUGUUUCUCUGACAGCCCGGCCCCAUACCUGCGCGGUUCGGAUCGCUACAGCGACAGCAGCGCCCCCCCUGCCCCCCGCGGGCCCCCUGUGGCCCCCCCGAGCCCCGCCAGCCUAGCCUGGGCCCAGAGGACCCGCCACCAGCCCGCCAGCCUGGCGCUCCGCAAGCAGGAAGAGGAGGAGAAGAAGAGGUGCAAGGCCCUGUCCGACAGCUAUGAGCUCUCCACCGACCUCCAGGACAAGAAGGUGGAGAUGCUGGAGAGGAAGUACGGGGGGUACUUCCUGAGCCGGCGGGCGGCACGCACCAUCCAGACAGCCUUCCGGCAGUACCGCAUGAACAAGAACUUCGAGCGCCUGCGCAGCUCUGCGUCCGAGAGCCGCAUGACCAGGCGCAUCAUCCUGUCCAACAUGCGGCUGCAGUACUCCUUCGACGAGCGCCCCCCCCAGCCGCACUACGCUGGGACCUCUCAGCCCAGCACCCCCCAGUCACCCCCCCACCGCUCAGAGCCCCAUCAGCCCGACCGCUCCGAAUACACGCACCUGGAGGACUCCUUCUCCAAACAGGUGAAGUCGUUAGCGGACUCCAUCGACGACGCGCUGACGUGCCGGCCGGGUCGGGACGACUCGCAGGAGGGCAGCGCGGAAGGGGGCGGUGCCGGGGACGGGAGUGAGUUCGGGGAGUGCGUGUGGAGCAACAGCAGCAGCAACCCGCCGUCGUGUCGCCGCGGCGACCGGGAGCGUGGGGGCGGGGCCGGCGGUGGCCUCAGCAUGCACGAGGACAGCACGGCCACCUCCUACAGCGACGUCACCCUCUACAUGGACGACGGCCUGCCCUCCUCGCCCCUGUCCCUGGACCGGGCCCCCAGCAGCACCGACACCGAGUACUGGGGCCUGGGGGGCGCGGGGGGGCGCGAGGACAGCCGGGACACGGAGGGCGGCGGCAGCAGCAACAGCCGCCGGAGCAGCCCCUGCACCGAGUGCCGGGACUACCGCCUGCGCGCGGCCCACCUGCCCCUGCUCACCAUCGAGCCGCCCAGCGACAGCUCCGUGGACAUGAGCGACCGCUCCGACCGUGGCUCGCUCAGCCGCCAGCUGGUCUACGAGCAGGAGGGCGGGGCGGGGUCACCGCAGGGCACCCUCAAACACAACCCCAACGCCCGCCCGCCCGGCUCCUCCCCGUCCGCGUCUUCCGCCGCCGCCCAGGGCCAGACCCGCACCCCUCGGCCCCUCCCCUCCCCCGUGCCCGCCCAAAUCCCGCACCACCACCACCGCCUGCUGCACCGCCACCUGCAGCAGUACGCCGACGCGCCCCCGGCCCCGCCCCCGCCCCAGCCCCCCGCCACGCCCCUCUCCUCCUCGUCCUCCGCCCCCCUGGCGCCCGGGAGCCUGGAGCAGCCCUGCCUGUCGGACGGGGACAACGACUCGCUCAACUCCACCACCAACUCCAACGACACCAUCAACUGCAGCUCGGGCUCCUCGUCCCGCGACAGCCUGCGCGACCCCCUGACCCCGCUGGGCAAGCAGACCUACCAGCGCGACAGCCGCCACAGCUGGGACUCGCCCGCCUUCAACAACGACCUGGUGCAGAGGAGGCAGUACCGCAUCGGACUCAACCUCUUCAACAAGAAGCCGGAGAAGGGGAUCCAGUACCUGAUAGAGCGGGGCUUCGUGUCGGACACGCCCGUCGGCAUCGCCCGCUUCAUCCUGGAGAGGAAGGGGCUGAGCCGGCAGAUGAUCGGCGAGUUCCUGGGAAACCGACAGAAACAGUUCAACAAGGACGUGCUGGACUGUGUGGUGGAUGAGAUGGAUUUUUCUGGAAUGGACCUGGAUGACGCACUGAGGAAGUUCCAGGCGCAGAUCAGAGUGCAGGGGGAGGCACAGAAGGUGGAGAGACUCAUCGAGGCCUUCAGUCAGAGGUACUGUGUGUGCAACCCAGCACUGGUCAGGCAGUUCCAGAACCCUGACACCAUCUUCAUCCUUGCCUUCGCCAUCAUCCUCCUCAACACGGACAUGUACAGCCCCAACGUCAAGCCCGAGAGGAAGAUGAAGAUGGACGACUUCAUCAAGAACCUGAGAGGGGUGGAUAACGGACAGGACAUUAACAGAGACCUGCUGGUGGGGAUCUACCAGCGCAUCCAGAAGUGGGAGCUGAGGACCAACGACGACCACGUGUCCCAGGUGCAGGCGGUGGAGCGCGUCAUCGUGGGCAAGAAACCGGUCAUGUCCCUGCCCCACCGCAGACUGGUGUGCUGUUGUCAGCUGUAUGAGGUGCCUGACCCCAGCCGACCCCAGAGAGGUGGAGUUCACCAGCGAGAGGUGUUCCUCUUCAACGACCUGCUGGUGGUUACAAAGAUUUUCCAGAAGAAGAAGACUUCAGUGACAUACAGUUUUAGGCAGUCUUUCCCCCUGGUGGAGAUGCAGGUUCACAUGUUCCAGAACUCAUACUACCCCCACGGAAUCCGUCUGACCUCGUCGAUCCCGGGAGGGGAGAGGAAGGUUCUGAUCGUAUUCACGGCGCCCAGCCAGCAGGACCGCACGCGGUUCACCAGCGACCUGCGGGAGAGCAUCGCCGAGGUGCAGGAGAUGGAGAAGUACAGGGUGGAGUCGGAGCUGGAGAAGCAGAAGGGCGUGAUGCGGCCCAGCCUCCUGAGCGCAGGAGGGGUGGGUGGAGGAGUGAAGAACGAGGUGGUGAACGGCACUCUGGGAAGGCCCAGCCUGGACGACAGCUACUCUGGAGGAGAGGGUCUGAAGCGCACCGCACUCAGCUCCUCCCUGAGAGACCUCUCUGAGACAGGGAAACGCGGUCGCAGAAACAGCGUUGGUUCCCUGGACAGUACCAUGGAAGGAUCCGUCAUUAACAGCCCGCAGACUCACCAGCGUCUCCCCAUGGCAAGCGGCGUGCCUGGUUGCUAUGGGCUCGAAGAGUUCCGGCCCCAACACCCCAUCCUGAGCCCCGGAGUGGGGGUGGGGGGUGGGCCGGGGCAACAGCACAGUGCUGCUGGGACGGCGGGUGGGAGCGCGAGCGUCUCCAGCAGCACCAACCACGAGAGGGGUGUGGGCCCGGGUGUGGGCCCGGGUGUGGGGCCGGGGUCGGGGCCGGGGAUGGGGCCGGGGUCGGGGUCGGGGCCGGGGAUGGGGAUGGGGAUGGGGGCGGGGAUGGGGAGUGGCUCCUUCCUGGGCUCCCUGUUUGGGAGCAAGCGCCCCAAAGUCCCUGGACCCAUUAUCCCCCCGGGACCACUCUACCCCGCCCCCGUGCCACCCCCCACUACCGGGGGCCCGCCCCCACACUCCCCCUCCGAGGGAGGGGGGCACUCCAAGAUCCAGGCCCUGCACGCCCAGUACUGCCACAUGGGCGGUGGACAAGCCCCGCCCCCUUACCACCAUCACCACCGCUACCACGUGCAGACCAUCCCCCCGCCCGCGCCCGGCCACGCCCACCACCACCACAUCACGCACCGUGGCUCCCUGCCCCGGCGGCCACCGCACGCACACUGCCACGCCUCGCUGGCCCACACCCAGCAUGCUUUGCAGGGUCGGUACGGCAACAUGGCCGUGGGCUGCCCCCUGCCACCCCCCCUUUCUCCUCUCUCCCCCCACUCUCCAGCCCCCCAGUACGCCCUCUACCACGCCCCUCCCACACACUGCACCGCCAAGGGGGGCGGGGCUGGCGGGGGGGCGGGCCCUCCUGGCAAGCUGCCCCUGGGGCUGGCUCACUCCCACCCGGGCCACGCCCACAGCCCCUCCUCCGUCCAUCAGCCUCACUUUGUCUUCGCCGUCCCGCCCCCGGGGUCUUCCGGCACUGCCCGCCACCUGCCCCCGGGCGCCCAGUAUCUGCCCCAGUACCCUCCGCUCUCCUCCAUCCCCCCUCCCCCCCCCCACUCCCCUUUACCCCCCCCUUCCUCCCCCCAUACCCCUCUUACGCCUCUCUCCCCACACCCCCCCCAGCACCCCGGGCAGCCUCAGCAGGGGCCGGGGUCUCAGGCGGGACAGGGGGGCGGGCCCGGGAGCACCGGUACAGUGGGCAGCUCCAAAUCCAAGCCUAUCAACCGGAUCAGCACGGUAGUGUGA